Messenger RNA from Thermothielavioides terrestris NRRL 8126, 1550 nucleotides. RefSeq lists its product as uncharacterized. The coding region runs from base 390 to 1493 and encodes 367 amino acids. The record is from RefSeq and is a predicted model, not a curated record. Lineage: Eukaryota; Fungi; Ascomycota; Sordariomycetes; Sordariales; Chaetomiaceae. The transcript has 2 exons.
GGUCGCGCAUUAAACAGUCCGGGGGCUCAACAACUGACCAAAGUACCGUCAGGUGUGUACGCAGUGCUCCGCAAAGUAAUAAGCCCCUCCCUCAUUUACUACCACCAGUUCCCGGGUGUCGAAUUCCAGAGGCUGCAGCCAACAGCAAUAAAGUGUGCUUGUACAGUACCACGAACCUCCAACCUGGAAGGUCCCCGCACGCCAGUUCCACCAAUCCAACGACACUCGGCCGACUGCUCUUCCAAGCUCCCUCAGUCGCGUCCCACCCCCAUCCCUCUUUCAUCCUCCAUCCAUCUUCACGCCGCGCUAGCUCCUCCCAAGCUUGAGCCUUGCAGCAACCAUCACCGCUGGCGCAGCACUCCGCGCAGCAACCCCGCGCAGCCUGCACAAUGGCCGACUCUGCAGCGACCAUACCCACCCCGGAUCCGGAGGCCCCCGCGGCCGCGCCCGUCGCCGACCUGCCCUCGGGCGAGCCGAUCCCGUCCUCGGCGCCGCCGUCCACAACCCCGAGGCGCCAGCCGCUCCCGCUCGGCACCCUACUGGCCGCCCUGCCCUCCAACGUCGACGCCUUCCUCACCCGCCUCGACAAGUGCCUGUCGACGCCCUCAGGCAUCGACACGGUGAUGCUCUUCCUCUGCUACACCUCCAAGUUCAGCGCCUCGGUGCUCUCGUCCCUCUCGCAAUCCGCCCUGCGCCGCUCCGCGCGCGAGUGGAUCGCCCUCGUCGCCACCCUCCCGCGCGGCACCACCGUCGUCUUCUCCUCCCCCUCCGCCACCAGCACCACCGGCACCAGCACCGCCGCCGCCGCGGCUGCCGCGGGCGCUACUAAGACCCGCCUCCCGAGCGCCGCCGCCCUCGCGCUGCUGCUCUCCAAGCGCCUGUCCGCGCUCUCCUCCCUGCUCAGCGAGGCUCGCAUGAUCCUGCGUCUGUGGGCGCUGCUGGGCAUGUACUUUUGGGCGCGGCGCCUGGUCCGGCAGACGCGCCUGUCCUCUUCUUCUUCCUCCUCCUCGUCAUCGUCGUCCCAAUCAAAAGAAGAAGACGAGUCCGCCGCCGCCGCCGCACCACCGUCCAAACCCGCGCUCGCGCUCGAGUACCUCCGCCUGGCGCUCUGCGUGGCCUUCCAGGCGCUCGAGAACGGCGCGUACCUGUCCUCGCGGGGGGUGCUGGGCUGGACGCCCGCGCAGCAGGCGCGCGCGUUCAAGUGGAGCGCGCGGCUGUGGGCCGCCUACGUGGGCAUCGAGCUGGGCCGGCUGGCCGCGGAGCGGGUCAGCCGCAGCAGCAGCAGCGGCAGCAGCAGUAGCGGUGGCGGCGCGGAAAGUGCGGCGCGGGAGCGGGCCGAGUGGACCAAGAAGGUCGUGCGGCAGCUGGCGUGGGCGCCGCUUACGCUGCACUGGGGCAGCGAGAAGGGCUUGCUGAGCGAGACGGCCGUCGGCGCGCUGGCGAGUAUCCCGGGCAUCAUUCAGCUGAGGGAUUUGUGGGCUUCGACAGCUUGAAGGAAGGGGGUAAAGGAUGGUGGGGGAAGAGGGGUGGGUUGGAAGAGAGAUGGAUUG